Molecule: messenger RNA, 9602 nt
Organism: Loxodonta africana (African savanna elephant)
Lineage: Eukaryota; Metazoa; Chordata; Mammalia; Proboscidea; Elephantidae
Gene: PRUNE1
Product: prune exopolyphosphatase 1
Exons: 9
Coding region: 6634-7902 (422 amino acids)
Cellular component (GO): cytoplasm
Molecular function (GO): exopolyphosphatase activity
Source: RefSeq, a predicted model, not a curated record
GGAGCACUUGUGCCUCUCUGGUGAGAAUAGGGUAGAGCAAGUGCCCUUGCUGAGUUGGAAGGAGCAGGGCUGGACAGCAGCAGCCCGUAGGAUCUGGGCUCUUGCCCCCGGUGUGGCAGUCCUUUGCUCUGUAUCCGCAGAAGCAGGGUCAAAGAGCAUAUUUGCUUAUUUAUUAAUUUAAUGUAAAAAAUUCCUGUUCCUGUCCCUUUGGAGCCCUCAGAGGGUUCCUUUCCAAGUCCUUGCAGUAUCAUCUUUAGCCUAGAAAGAAAAUUGUUUGGGCUGCAAUCCUGGUAAUGCAGAAGAAAGUGUGAAAGAAGCCCCAGGAUCUGGGAACAUGGCACAGCAGAGAGAUCCAACACUCCUAUGCUCUGGUUCCCACCACAGACCUCAGCUUUUCAUCAAUCGCCGCCUCUUAAUUCCCAACUUGGGGAGUUGGAAAAGCUGGUGUGAGACUGGAGAAACAAAGGGAUGGAUUAGAAAAUGAGGGGAAUAAAUUUUGGUAAUGGGAGUACAUUUAUAUGCAGUACUUUGUACUACAGUAGGGCCAGAAAGGUGGCAGUUAAGGGAGUUGGAACCCAACUGUACAUUCUGAAGGGCCCUCCAAACUCUACUCACAGGGUGAAGCUUCAAGCAACUCUGAAAGCUGGAAGAGCAGUUGGAACAAUUAGGGAGUCAGGGAGCAAGGAACCAAGGUUACAGCAACCCAAGAAAGGAAUGAUGAAACAUUUGCCGAGGAUGUAGAACAAACAGGCUACACGUUUGUAAAAAAGAGGCAUCAGGAAUUGGUAAAAGGUUGUCGGUAUUAAGAGGACGGGACAAAGACUAAUGUUUUUUCUAGCGUGGGCAACCACAAAUCGGUGGCAAUGUGUUAGUUUGGUAAAGCGGAGAAUUUGAGAAAGGAAAAUGAGCUGUUUUUGCCACGUAUAAUUUAAGAUGUCAACAAGAAGCUCGGUGUAAUAUGUAUAAUAGAACGAUUCUAUAAUAACCUGACCUAAGAAAGAAGCUACAAAAACGGGUUACUGUGACACAUACACAUUUAUGUGUCAAAUGAGUUAUCUCGGAAAAUUCCCUUUCUUCCAAUUUUUGGGAGUAUUUCGGAGUAUCUGGACUACGUUUCCCAGGAUGCCCUGCGCCACGAGUCACCUCGCGCCUCCUAAAGCGUCCCAUGAGUCUCAGGGUGAAGAAUCUAGUGUCCGCCGCCUGGGGGCGGGGCGACAUCGGACAACUGGAGCGCCUGCUUACGCAUUUCCUCCCAGGUCGGGGACCAAAUCGGCGCGUGGCGAGUUCGAGUCCCGCCUCCUGACUCUCGGCUCUUGGCCCAGAGUCCGGGGCGGGGCUCACUUAAGUAACCUCUCCUCGGCGAGGGGCAGCGGCCCAGCUUCGGCUUCACCAUGGAGGACUACCUGCAGGGUUGUCGAGCUGCUCUGCAGUUUUCCACUCACGAGGCCUCGCUUGGCCCACUGGCCUCCAGGUGAACUCCGGCGGUACCGAGGGAACCAGUGCUCAAGGCUUUAUUUCUCCAGAGCAGCGGUUUCUCUCUGGUGGGCCAAACGCGUUCUCGCGUUCUCGAUAAGAGGUUUCUUCCUUGGCCUUAAGGCACACAAAUUACAUAAAAAUCCCCUGCUUGGAAGGAGUAAGCACAAAGUGUGUUUGGAAUCAAAACUGUAAGCAUGGCUUCUGAAUGGUCUGUGGUUUAUUUUUGGUACUCUCUCAGCCAGUUAGACUCACCGGCCAUGCUGACGGCUCAUGCAGCAUUAGGCUGCUAUCCCCAGUUAGCAGCAAAAGCCUGGUCAGAGAGGGCUUCCUGAGGCCCCCUCUACACGAAGUUACACUGCUCCAGAAGAAACCUAGACAGGUGGUUGACUAUACUUCCUUCUCAAAUGCCUUAAACUCUACAAAUUCCCCCGGGGCAAUAGAUUCUGGUCUUUAAAAAAUCGUAAAAGUCACCUAAUUGGAGGAGCAGACUCAGCUGCUUCCAUAAAUGGUCUCACUAAAGAAUAGGAGUUACAGUCCAUUUUUAUACCAAUUAUACCACAUUUUUUCUUGUGAAAUACAAAUUUUGAAGAAGUUGUUUUAAUGCAUAAAGCAGUUUGGACUCAAUUAAGUUUUGGUUACAUCUGAUUCCACCACAGCCCAUUGGGGGACUAAUGUACAGGCUUUGUGGCACCAUUCUAAGUGCUAAGCUGUUGGAUUCCCCCACUCUUUACCAAAACAGUCUUUUACACUGUUUGGUAAAGAGCACUUGAACCUGAAACCUCACCAAAUAGCAUUUCUUUACAUGCAUAUAUCCAGAGGCUCCCAGUUAACAAUAUAUCUUCUCCAAUAUAUCAAAAGCAGGUUCUGCAAUAUGAAGCUGAAAAAUACUAUGGGUUGCUGGUCACCUGACCUUUCUCUUCCUUCAUGAAUCCCCCAAGAGCAAGAUCGAGGUCUUCCUUUUUCCAAACUGGUGACGGUGAGAUUGUGUCUUGGAGUUCUCAUCACAGCUAGCCAGGGCCUGGAGAAAUGAGAAAACUCGACCCUUGGAGUGUUAGUGGGUGAAAUGGUGGCAGGACAUCUAGGUAAACACUAAUAGCUUAGGUCACUUGUAUUUAUGGAAGUAGUAAAUGCACAUACGAGAAAAUUUAAAUACAAAGAGGAUAUAAAAUAGAAAAGAAAAAGAUCCAUUUUCUUUUCUCUUUUUCCCCCAUCUAAUUCCAUAGGUUUCUUGUGUAAAGAAAGACAUGAUUUAGAUGGAGACACUGUUAAAUUUGAGGGUUUCUGUUAAGCUAUAUAUAGUAUAGCUUUCAGGGGAUCAGGAACGCUUGACUUUUGCACAGGAUAGAGACAGCUGAUAAGCCAGCCAAGUCUGUCGAUACCAUAUUUUUAGCAUUUGAUACCAGAGACACUUUCAGCAGUCUCUGCCAGAGUGAUUAUAGGAUGUUCUAUUUUUUUUUUCUAAUUCUGUUUAAGUGUCGUAUUUGUGGUGACUCGUCUUUCACUUAUAGAAAAACCUUUAUGGUGGAGCUGCGUUCAAGUUUAGACGUUCAUCCAGGAGCCUUUGGAUGAUCUGUGUUUUCUGCUCUUUUCAGGCAUGAGGCAGUAAUCAGGAGUAGCCUGCAGUCUUUAGAAAUUAGAGGCCCUGACACUGGUUCCAUUUUCUCCCUGGGAGGGCUUCUCAGUCUCUGGCUUCUUGUCUCCAUUUUUCUUUUGUUUUUUUGUCUCCCUCAUUCACUAUUUUCAGACCAUAUUCAGCUUCAGAAGGGAAAUGGCUUACUGUGCCAACCCUAGAGACUACCUCUACCUCCCAACCAAGCCAUAAAAAAAAAAAAAAAGCCAUAGACAAAGAAAAUAUCAGGACAAGAGUCAUUCCUACUAGUGGGUCUUUUUUUCCCCUUUUUUUAAGAAAAAGUUUAUAUUGAUUUGUGGGCUCUCAGAUUGUAUUUUUUCCAUCUGCCACUCAGGUUUUCUCAUGCUGCUAAGUAUAGUUGUAUUUGCUCUGAACUCUUCCUGUGAUGGGCAUAAAACUGAGGCUCUUUGGGUUGUGUUUUCAGCUGGUGGGGGGUGGGAUGGGGGCUGAGCUAUUUGUGUUUUCCUAAAUGAAGAAGAGAAUGGGCAACUAUACACCUGGUUUGGCCAAGACAGUCUUAGUUUACUCCAGCAUAAUCAUUAGUAGCACUCUCAAAAGUGUCCAGUUUGAAAGACAAGUAUAUAGUCGCCCAACUCAAAAGCCAGGAUAAGGAUUUGGGAUACAAGCCAGUAAAGAAAUAGUGAGCCCCUUAAGGUAGAAUUUAAGUGCCAUAUGACAGCCACAAGUGGUGGAAGCUGAAGGUUAGAGCAAGAGAAUUUCUCUGGCCUGGGUGGUCAGAGAAGGCUUCACAAAGAACAGGGAUUUAGGUUGGGCUUGAAUGGACAGAAGGAGCCCUGGUGCCACAGUUGUUAAAGUGCUUGGCUGCUAAACAAAAGGUCGGUGGUUCAAACCACCAGCAGCUCUGUGGGAGAAAGAUUUGGCAGUCUGCUUCCAUAAAGAUUAAAACCAAACCCGUUGGCAUUGAGUCGAUUCUGACUCAUAGCGACCCUAUAGCAACCCCAUAGGACAGGGUAGAACUGCCCCAUAGAAUUUCCAAGGAGCAGCUGGUGAAUUUGAACUGCCGACUUUUUGGGUAGCAGCUGAGCUCUUAACUGCUGUGCCACCAGGGCUCUGUCUGUAAAGAUUACAGUCUUGGGAACCCAAUGGGGCAGUUCUACUCUGUCCUGUAAGGUCACUAUGAGUCGAAGUUGACUCAAAGGCAACAGGUCUGGUUUCUUGGGUUUUUAUUGAAUGGACAAAGAAGGGUAGAGAAGGAAGAUGGAAAGGAACUACUGUUUACAGAGCAGGCACCUGUGUGCUGCCUCAUUUCAUCAUCAUUACUCCAUGAAAUUGGUUACGGUACUAUCCUCAUUUUUGCAUGAGGAAAAUGAGGCUUAGAAAGGCCAAAGUCCCAGACCAAUAAGAAGCAGAGCGAAGAUUGAACCCCAAAGCCUGUGAUCUUUUCAAACGGCGCCUCUGCUGCCUUCAGGAAGGAAGAACAAAUAGUGCAGAAGGGCAGAGCUGGGAAUGUGCACAUCAUGUUUUGGGGGUGGUGAAUAAACCAGUCAGUUUGGGUGAUAGUGGGUGCUGACGGGGGAAAGGAAUGCCACCACCUCCCUUGGUCACCCUUGUGCCAAGACUUGCUAGGAGUUCCUUUUGUUUUACUGCCUUAUAGUUGCUGUCUGGGCUUUGCUGAGCGCAAGGGGAAAGCUAGUUAUUCACCUUCUAUUAGGGAUUAUUUCUCCUCACCUCAGAGCCAUGAAGUUGUAUUUGGUGACUACUUUCUGCUUAGCUUUCUCUUGAUCUUGGGUAUCUGACUGAUUUUGAUUUAGCAGUCGCUUGGGAUGAAGCAGCACUAAUCUCAGUGAGUUUUGGAAGGUUCUCUGAGGGCACCUUUGUGUCCCGCAAUAGGUCUCCUCCUUUUGUUCUGCAUUUUCUCUGUUCCUCUCACCUUCUUUCUCCAGAGUCAGGGACAUAUGGCCUCUCGUGUUUGUAUAGGUACUUCUCUAGAGAACAUAGUGCCCCCACUUAAUGCUUCAGUGAGCGAGUUAUCUCUGCAGCCACUUAUCUCAAGUGCUUUUCUGUCACUUUGGACCUCAGCCAUCUGGGCAGUUCUUGGUAUCCAGGAAACAGAGAGGGCCUUCUCUGGUAUCGGGAGGAGGAAUUGCAAGUGAGAGAGGUUAUUAUAGGACUGGGGUCUUGGGUACAGAAUUCUCUUAUUAUGUUGGAAAAAGGGUUUAAUGUUGAAAAAGAAUGUCUCCUCCCCUGUGCUGUUCAGUAUGCAGGGGCCUUAGCUGCCCCACUCUUGAAAUAGGCUUAGAGAAAUGGAUGCAGGGGAGAGCCUAAGCAUCGACUUCCCCCGGGGGCUCUUUGCCCCAAACCCUAAAGAAUAGCCUCUGCCUUUUAUACUUCUCUAGUGGGAAUAGGACAUGUGUGAGAGAGUGGUUUAAAAACAAAAGCCUGUCUAGUAACUAGAUAAAAAUAACUAGAUAGGGCAACUUAUUCCACCAGAAGUCUUCUAAAAUUGCCCCUUUCUGGCUGUGGCUGUCUGGUUUGGGGGAGGAGGGGUGGCCUACACAGGGAAGACGAUUCUAGGUUUCCCUAGAUUCUCUUUAUUUCCUAAGGUUACAUUCCCUUCUGUGUUUUUCUCCUCUGAACUGCCUUCCCACUUUUCUAAACUCUUCAUCUAGCAAAUGUUCCUUUAUUGAAAAAGCUGGUGUGUAUGGAUUUUUACCUUUUUAUAACCAGUAGUUCUCAGCUAGGGACAAUUUUGCCCCCUAGGGGACAUUUGGAGCCCUGGUAGCACAGUGGUUAAGAGCUCUGCUGCUAAGCAAAAGGUCAGCAGUUCAAAUCUGCUGGCUGCUCCUUGGAAGCCUUACAAGGCAGUUCUACUCUGUUAGGGUUGCUAUGAGUUGGAAUCGAAUAACAGCAACUUUUUUUUUUUUUUUUUGAAUACAUUUAUGUGUUGUUGCUAUUAACUGAUGUUGAGUCGGCCCCAGACUCAUGGGGAAGGUGUUGGUUAUAUCUGGUUAUUGCUGAGGCUUCUCAGUGUAGGGUGAGUUUUCAUGGACAACUUGAUAAGUGACUAGAUCUUGUUUUCACCCUUAUAUUCAAAGUCUCUUCACCUAGACUCAUGAUUUAGAAGUAUAAGGAUUUUUGUCUCUGUUUUGAAAAUGGGAAAAGCCAGAAUUGAUAUGCCCAAGAGCAUGGCUUUGUUAACAAAGCAGCUACCCCAAAUGCUCUACCUUUGACUUCUCUUCAAGUGUCCAAAGAAACAUCAGAAAUCAUAGAGUUAUUUACAGCUGUUUUUCUGUAAGUUAGCAUUUAAGGAGACUGUAACAGAGAGGAAAGAACAUUUUUCCACUAACUGGGUAUUUGACUUAGCUAAACUGCGUAUGUUCUCUCGAGGUUCUCUGACUUAUCUCCUCCAGGAAGAUCGAUGAGAGGAUGUGUGUGAAGCCCUACAAGAGUAUAAAGUAAGUGGGAAUUGGUAGAGAUACUUUUGUUAGUUUCCCACUCUCCUAUCUCUCCAGGAGUCCCGACCUCUACAUGUUGUACUGGGAAAUGAAGCCUGUGACCUGGACUCCAUGGUGUCUGCUCUCGCUCUGGCUUUUUACCUGGCAAAGACUACGGAGGCUGAGGAGGUCUUUGUGCCAGUUUUAAAUAUAAAACGUUCCGAGCUACCUCUACGAGGUGACAACGUCUUCUUUCUUCAGAAGGUUCACAUUCCAGAGUCCAUCUUGAUUUUCCGGGAUGAGAUUGACCUCCAUGCACUACACCAGGCUGGCCAGCUCACCCUCAUCCUUGUUGACCAUCACGUCUUACCCAAAAGCGAUACAGCCCUAGAGGAGACAGUAGCAGAGGUGCUAGACCAUCGGCCCAUCGAGCAGAAACACUGCCCUCCCUGCCAUGUUUCAGUCGAGCUGGUGGGGUCUUGCGCUACCCUGGUGACUGAGAGAAUCCUGCAGGGGGCACCAGAGAUCUUGGACAGGCAAACUGCAGCCCUUCUGCAUGGAACCAUCAUCCUGGACUGUGUCAACAUGGACCUUAAAAUUGGAAAAGCAACCCUGAAGGACAGCAAAUAUGUGGAGAAACUGGAGGCUCUCUUCCCAGAUCUCCCCAAUAGAAGUGACAUCUUUGAUUCCCUGCAGAAGGCAAAGUUUGAUGUAUCAGGACUGACCACUGAGCAGAUGCUGAGAAAGGACCAGAAGACCAUCUACAGACAAGGCACCAAGGUGGCCAUUAGCACAAUAUAUAUGGAUUUGGAGGCCUUUCUGCAGAGGUCUGGCCUCAUUGCAGAUCUCCAUGCCUUCUGCCAGGCUCACAGCUAUGAUGUCCUGGUCGCCAUGACUAUCUUUUUCAACAUGAACAACGAGCCAGUGCGGCAGUUGGCUAUUUUCUGUCCCCACGUGGCGCUGCGAAUGACGAUCUGCGGAGUCCUGGAACGCUCCGAUGCUCCAUCCCUGAAGUUAACUUCUAUCCCAAGCACCCAUCCUAACCUCCAAGCCUAUCUUCAAGGCAACACCCAGGUCUCCCGAAAGAAGCUCCUGCCUCUGCUCCAGGAAGCCCUGUCAGCAUAUUUGGACUCCAUGCAGAUCCCUGCUGGGCCACCUGAAAUAGUGGGUGUGUCCAGGGAGCAGGUGGACAAGGAAAUGAACAGGGCAGGUAACUCCCUGAUUCCUGGAGUGAGUCAAGAUGAGGAAGACCCUCCAUUGCCCCCAACACCUAUGAACAGUUUGGUGGAUGAGUGCCCUCUGGAUCAGGGACUGCCUAAGCUCUCAGCUGAGGCCAUCUUUGAGAAAUGCAGCCAGAUCUCGCUGUCACGGUCGACCACCGCCUCCCUAUCAAAGAAUUGACUGUUGGGAGGGGAGGGGAGAAUGGGAAAGUUUCUUAACCCACUUCAAAUGCAUGUUUUGAGAUGUUUGGAGAUUUCAGCAACUCUGUCUUCAUUGCUCCAGGAUCUGGUGUAUUGUUCUCAUAAAAGCCGGGAGGAGGAAGAAGUAAAAGAAAGCAGCUGCUUUAAAAACGGCUUUCUACCUUCCCCUCAAUCUCUACCAAUCAAACAGAUGUUAUUAUUUAGUUAUUAUUUAAUUUUAUUCUUUAAAUCUGCACUGACUUUUCUCUAUUUCAUUACCCAGGGGCACAAUGCAAUACACAUACAGUGCCAACAGAAUGGGACAAAAAGAAUGUGUACCCCCAGUGUGGCCUCAGCAAGGAUCUUGAACAGAACUAAUGUCAUAUAGAGCCGUACAAUCAUUGAUUAUCUCCAUUUUAUUCAUUUAUUUGUGUACUCAUUCAAAUAUUUAUUGAAUACCUACUUGAAUCUAGAUAGAAAGUAGAAUGAGACUCUUGCUCCAGUUUUCAGCCUUUAGCAGAUUUCCCAUUCCAUGACUCUUCUUUCUGCCCUCAGUUAGUUAAUGGUGUUUGAUUCAGAGAUGGCUGAAUUUCCAUUUCUGACCUUGCUGUGACUCUUCUAGAUCUUGUUUGGUAGCAGAUUGGAGGCCAUUAUCUUCCAUCCUAAUCAGGUGGCCUGACUCUCAGGUUCUUUAGCUUAUUCUGUUCCAGAGCCACAGGAACCCUGAAGACCCCUGGUUCUUGAGAGUCCAGCAGGCACCCAGGAAGGCCAUUAGAUCUCAUAGGCAUUCUUCCCAAAAGACAACAGAACUGGAAUGAGAGCCCUGGCUCUGUUCCCUGCCUUAGCAGGUCUACCACUUUCUUGUCCAUCUCUUUCUCUUCACUUCUUGCUCAUAUUAAAAGACAGCAUGGAGUAGCUGGAUUCUAAUACUGACUGCCAUGACUGUGUGUCUUUUGGCAAGACACUUCACGUCUCCGGAUCUGACUUUGCCCAUCUGUAAAUUAAAGGUUUGGAUUAGAUGUUCUCUGGUAUUCUGUGAUCUGCCUCUUGCUGCCAUCUUUUCUUUCUUCUGCUUCUCUGUAUUUUUCUUCUGUCUUCUCUGGGAAUGGCCAGGGUCACUGAGUUGUGUGUAUUUAUGUGUGAUCAUACCAAGGGACUUGGCCUCAUGUAGCAUGUUCAGAAUUAUGACUCACCAUAGCGACCCAACAAAGAGCUCUCUCCCACUGAUUUGUUCUGCAUGCGUAAAGUCUCCCUUUUUUCUUUAGACCAAGUCAUCCCUCCUUGUCUUACCCCACAGCUCUAGUCCAUGUAGGUUGCCAACAACUUCACUGAACAUUAGUGUAUCGGAUGGUUUUGGCAUGACAUCUUCUACUGUGAGGGGGACAGUCUGAGUUCACUUUGAAGGGAUGAUGUCUGUAGUCAUUUGGAAGGUAAAAAUAGUGGUGUAAUCACUGAACCAAAGGAAUUUAUGUUUUGUAACUUGGGUACUUUAUUUUGCAUUUUGUUAAAGUAUUAAAUAUUCUUUUCCUGUUUGGGGUCUUAUUGUCUGUUUUUACCACUGUAAUGAGGCCUUUCCCUCUGAUAAUUUUUCAGCCUCCUAAAGACUCAUACCCCCUCUUCCUCCUGACAACCCCUUUUGGGAAUAAGGAGCAGCAGGCUUCCAUCUCCCCUCAUCCUCAGCCUUUAAUUUGUUUCUUCUUC